Molecule: messenger RNA, 660 nt
Organism: Spodoptera exigua (beet armyworm)
Lineage: Eukaryota; Metazoa; Arthropoda; Insecta; Lepidoptera; Noctuidae
Source: the annotation of a GenBank genome assembly
AUGGCACGGCUUGACCAAAUUGAUACUAAGGCCUCUCAUAAUACCAGCAACGCACUUGGAGUUACUCCAGUUCAGUAUUAUGCUGCGCCGAUUGCUUACCAUCAGAAUUGCCACUUAGCAGCUUCAUGGAUGCUUAGCCUAGAAGUAAUAGUGGCUAACUUGACUAGUGAAUCUGGCAUGCCACAUUCCGAAUUCCGAUUAUUUUUGAGCUCUAUGCCCACGCCCAAAUUUCCAGUGUCUGUCUUACAAAAUUCUGUUAAAGUCACAAAUGAGCCACCCAAGGGUUUAAAAGCAAAUGUGAAAAGAGCUCUUAUUGAAAUGGAAGAAGAUUUCUUUGAACAGCAUGUAUUGGGCCAAGACUGGCGUACAAUGCUAUUUGGUGUUUGUAUGUUCCACGCAAUCAUUCAAGAGCGCAAAAAGUUCGGUCCGUUGGGUUGGAACAUUACUUAUGAAUUUAAUAACAGCGAUCGUGAGUGCGCCUUGAUGAACUUGCAAAUGUUCUGUGAGGACGGAACCAUACCUUGGGACGCUUUGGAAUAUAUAACAAGUAAUAAUAAAGAUUAUCUCCUCUUUUACUACAAAACUUACGUACAGUCAGCUCCAAAAGUCGAUGAACAGAAUCAACUUUCCAAAACACCUGUUCACAAUAAAAUGCCAUAA